GCACGUUGAAUUACCGGCCCAUUUGCCUUCGUCGUCCUGCGCAUUACACAUUUUGGUGACAGAGGUGGGAUCAUGCUGCCCAAAUCUAACUCUGAUGAUGUUUUUGAACCCCCUGUAAUAAGGCCAGACGAGAAAUCUUUUGGUGUCCAGCCUCCACCCACUCCUCCAGAACGAUUCACUGUUGGUACCGACCUGGAAACUUGGAAAUGGAGAAUGGACCUUUAUCUGAGUGCUGUCCCUCCGUCUAAACGCGGACCUUACAUUCUUUCUCACUUGGACCCCAGAGUCCAAGAAGUCUUAAUGUCAUCAAGUUUUUCAGUCAGUUCCUCAGUCGAGGACAUUUGGGAAAAGUUGCGUUCUUUGUUCGGCGGCGGGGUUUCUCACCCUGGGGCAAAGCAUCAGUUUUGGUCCAGGUCCCAACUGGUAGGAGAGUCGUUGGACAACUACGUAACUGAUCUACGCUGUUUAGCCGUACGUGCUUUCGGCAAUCUGUCGGUCACCGUCCGUGAGUCCUUUGUCCUUGAGCGUUUAGUCCAAGGGGUUAUUGAUGAAGAAACCUGCGAAGCCUACGCCCGGGAACCACCCAAUUCCGUCGAGGAGGCCGUCGCUAUCGGCCACAAAUACGAGGCAGCGGCAUUAGUGAGACAAUAUAGGCGGUCCAAUGAUAACUUGGUGAGUCGUUCACAGAUGACAUCGAAC
Molecule: messenger RNA, 699 nt
Organism: Dicrocoelium dendriticum
Lineage: Eukaryota; Metazoa; Platyhelminthes; Trematoda; Plagiorchiida; Dicrocoeliidae
Source: the annotation of a GenBank genome assembly